Messenger RNA from Megalobrama amblycephala (Wuchang bream), 4199 nucleotides. Its product is annotated as immunoglobulin-like and fibronectin type III domain-containing protein 1. The transcript is spliced from 23 exons. The record is from RefSeq and is a predicted model, not a curated record. NCBI's taxonomy places the organism in Eukaryota, Metazoa, Chordata, Actinopteri, Cypriniformes, Xenocyprididae. Bases 112 to 3945 code for a protein of 1277 amino acids. Gene Ontology annotation, molecular function: protein binding.
GUCUAAUGUCAAGAUUGUAAUUCUUUCUGUAGUAAACCUUUCAGCUUUACUAUUUCUGUUUGUAGACAAAACUGCAUUAAAUCCAAAUCCAGAGGAAAUAUCUUAAUCAAAAUGUGGAAGAAAUCAAAAGUAUCUGAUCAGACCGCAACUGGGCAAGUGGGCAUCAAAAAGAAAUCCAAAGUUCCGGGAGUCAUGAUCACACAGUUCAUAGAAGAACUUCCUGAGGGAAAGAGCCAUCCAGAUUUUAUCCGCAAACCUAUUGCUCUCACCAUUCAAGAAGGUAAAUUGGCUAUUUUCAAGGCCAUUGUAGUAGGUGAUCCCACUCCUACUGUAACAUGGGCAAGAAACAAUGGUGAUAUUUCAGAUCCAAAAAAAUAUCAAACCAAAUUUGACCCAAAUUCUCGUGAACACACUAUUGAGAUGCCAAACGUUUCUCCAGAACAAGCAGACACCUAUAAAUGUUUUGCUACUAACGAAUUUGGAAAGGCUACGGUCACUGUUAUCCUGAACGUCAUUGAAGUGGGUUUCAAGAAAAACAAAGCAAACCAGGAGUCCAUUGCAACUGAUCCGAAAGAGCUCAAGGCUGUCCUGAAAAGGAAAAGUAAGGUUCGUCCGAAAACCGAAGUAAGGAAAGAUGGUGAAAUUGACCCAAAGUUCUGGGAGAUUUUGCUGAGCUCCGAUAAGAAAGAUUAUGAGCGCAUCUGUGCAGAAUAUGGGGUGACUGACUUCCGCUGGAUGUUGAAGAAACUGAAUGAGAUGAAAAAGGAGAGAGAACAAGAGCAAGCAGAGUUCAUCAAAAGCAUUUCCACCCUCAAACACAUUGAUGUGAAUCCUGAUGGAACUGCUUCUUUUGAACUUGAUCUUAACCUUCUAGACCCCAGCAGUAAGAUUUUCAUCUACAAGGAUGGUGAGAUGAUUCCAUAUUCUCAAGAUAUUGAUAUAGAAAUGAAACACAACCUGAAUCAAGUAGGAAAGAAAUACAUCUUCACAAUUAGGGACCUUGUCCCAGAUGAUGCUGGCCUUUACCAGUUGGACAUAGAGGACGUCAAUGUGUUCUCCACUGAAUUUAAGAUUCCAUUGGUGGACUUUCUGGUAAAGUUGAAGGAUGUGAAAGCCAUGGAGAGGGAGGAUGCUAUUUUUGAGUGUGUCCUCUCCAAACCUAUAUCUAAAAUCAUGUGGGUUGGAAAGAGCAAUCGAUUAAAACAGGGAGAGAAAUAUGACAUCACUGUGUCCGAAGACAAAUUGAUCCACAGGCUGGUGGUGAAGGACUGUAUGCAGGUGGAUAAAGGCAUCUAUGCGGCUGUGGUUGGAAUCAAAUCUUGUAACGCCUGGCUGAUAGUGGAAGCCGAUAACAAUCUGGAUUCUAAGGGCAAAAAGAAACCCCGAAAAACAACCCAAGCCGGAGGGGCAGGAGCUGACUUGGCAAAGAUCGCUGCAGAGCAGCAGGUCAAGCUACAGAAGGAAAGAAAUGAGAGAAUUACGGCUGUCAAAACAGCCAGUGCUGAGAAAGAGGCAGCAGGUGCGGUGGACAGCGGUGCUUCUGCAUCAUCUUCUGCAGAUAGUUCUAGUGCUGAGAAAGAGGUAGCAGAUGUGGUGGACAGCGGAGCUUCUGCAUCUUCUACUGGAGAUAGUUCUAGUGCUAAGAAAGAGGCAGCAGGUGUGGUGGACAGUGGUGCUUCUGCAUCUUCUUCGACAGAUAGUUAUAGUGCUGAGAAAGAGGUCAGGAGAAAUGACUCUGUCGACACUGGGCUGGUGAGGAGUGUACCAGACACUAGUGGAAAGGACAAAGGAGAAGGUAGGAGAACCACACAAGUAAUUUCAAUAAGGGAAAUUUUGUCUUCUGCCACAAAAACACCACAAUUUGGAGGUGUGACUACAGGUUCUGAUGAAGGCCUGCUGUCUGGAGACUCAAACGAUGAUAGAACUCACUUCACCAAUGGAGAGUCAAAUGUACCUAUUGUCAGAGGCGAACCAGCAGAACUUGCUGGUAACCUGAGCACCAGCAAAGCAAACAGGGAUGGGGAGAAGUUGUACUCUAAAGUUGGAGAUAAACAAGAGUUAGUAAUACAAAGCUUCAAAGAUUCAUCCUCAGGACAGAAUCGGGCUGAAGUGAUUGAGUGCAAGACUGACGCAAUGGAAACUGCUGGAGAUCUUCCUAAAUUUGACCCUGAUGACCUGCACAAGUUCUCCAAAAACGUGGUGGUUAAAGUGGGCCAAACUGCUUCCUUUAAAAUGCCAUUCCCACCUCAAGACUCAUCAGAGAUCAACUGGUUUAAGGAUGGCACAGAGCUUUUUGAUGGAGGCAGAAUAAAAGUAGUAAAGGAACUAAACCAGAGCCGCCUUCAGAUAAAAGAAUGCCUGCGAUCUGACUCUGGGGAAAUUAAGAUCCAGCUUAAAAACCCUUUUGGUACCGUAGAGGCCUUCUCUAGGCUUAUUGUGGUCGACAAACCAGGUCCACCACAAGGGCCAGUAGAAGUGAUUGACAGCUCAUCUUCUGUCAUUGAAAUUAAAUGGAAUCCACCAAGUGACACCGGUGGCUCUGAAGUGACAAACUACCUUGUUGAGCGUCAGCAGGUAGGGCAGAGUGUGUGGAAGAAGGUGUGGGAUAGUUCAGCCGACCGCCUGUCCUUUCGAGACAGAAAUGUGUCCCAUGGCAAGAAAUACAUAUACCGAAUCUACGCCGGGAACUCUGAGGGUACCAGUGAUCCUCUGGAGACGGAAAGCAUCAUGACUGAAACUCUGAUUUUCCCUGGUCAACCUGCCCCUCCUGAGGUGGUCGGCAUGUUCAAAAACUGUAUCAACCUAACAUGGGCUCCACCAGAGAAAGAUGGAGGAACCAAAAUACUGGGCUACCAGCUGGAGAAACGCAAGAAAGAUACAAACCAGUGGGUGACUCUGAACCAAGUUAAUGACCCUAUUCAAGCUCUGAAGUAUGCAGUGAAGGAUGUCUCUGAGGGGUCAGAGUACGAGUUCAGAGUAUCAGCCAUUAAUAUGUCUGGGGCUGGAGAACCCAGCGCUCCCUCUGUGAUGGUCUGCGCUAAAAACCCCAACACCAGGCCCCGCUUCAAAGAUCCUAUAGACUUCAUGGUUGUGAGAGCAGGAAAUUCUAUCAGAAUCAAAGUCGAUUAUGAGGGCUCUCCACAACCAGAUAUCACAUGGCUGAAAAAUGAUGAAUCUGUGUCCCCCUGGGUCAACAUCAUCAAUGUUGAGGACGCAUCCACACUCGUCAUCCCCUCAUCAAAGUAUUCAGACUCGGGUGUUUAUACCAUCAUGGCAAAGAACUCUAGUGGACAGUCCAGCUUUGACAUAGAAGUCAGAGUGGCAGAUGAACCAAAGCCUCCAGGUCCAGUGGAGCUAGAGCAGGUUGUUUAUGGCAAAGUCAUUAUCACAUGGGCUCCAUCUCCAGAGCAGGAGAAAGACGAUCGGCUGCAUUACUUGGUGGAAGAACGCGAUUCCAACACACGUGUUUGGCGCACAAUAGCCAACCGUCUGUUUUGCAACACUUACACUGCCUCUGUCCACUCCGGUCGUGAAUAUCACUUCAGAGUCUAUGCAAAAAAUGAUAUGGGAUUUUCUGAUCCAUCUAAAUCGCCAACGUGGGGGAUUAACGAGCUGAGAGUGCCACUAGUCACAAGCUUACCGGCUACGAUAACUCUUGAGAGGCCUCCUUCCAUCUUGGUUCCACUUAAAGUCCACAGCCCACCACAGGGAUAUCAGCUGUACAUGACCUGUGCUGUCCGUGGCUUCCCCACACCACAUGUCACAUGGUACCUCAAUGGCAACUGCAUCAACACCAACAACACCUACUACAUCACAAAUACAUAUGGCGUCUGCUCUAUGUACAUCAUCCGAGUUGGGCCAGAACAUAGUGGCGAGUACAGAGUGGUGGCGGUCAAUUCAUUCGGCAGAGCAGAAUGUUCCACCAAACUAAGAGUGAAAGAUUGAAAUUCAGAGUGCUGACAACUAGCUAGCUUGUGUACUGCAAACCAAUAGUGAAUUAUUUUAUGUAAAGAUGCUUUGAAUAAGCAAUAUGCAUUGUGAAAAGCAAUACAGUAUCAGCCUGGAAGAUAUAUAGAUCUAUCAAUCUUUGUAAUAUUUUAUUAGAUAAAAUCAGAAUAUAUUUAUUAACAGUAUAUUAGCGCUGUGACAGCUAUAAGACUCAAAUGUGAACUGUGUUUAAUGAAAUGCAAAUAAAACAC